GACGGGCGGGCGGCAGCCGGGGCCGCACCGGGCUCGCCAUGGACUACUCCUACCUCAACUCCUACGAGUCCUGCGUGGCCGCCAUGGAGGCGAGCUACGAGUUCAGCCCCUGCAGCCAGGCGGGCUCCUUCCAGUACAGCCCCAUGCGGGGGGGCUUCGGGCCCGCGCCCGCCUGCGCCCCCCUCGCCUCCGCCAGCUGCGCCCUGGGUGCCCUCCGCGACCACCAGCCCUCGCCCUACUCGGCAGUUCCCUACAAAUUCUUCUCGGACCCGUCGGGGAUCAACGAGAAGCGGAAGCAGCGGCGGAUCCGGACGACAUUCACCAGCUCGCAGCUGAAGGAGCUGGAGAGGGUCUUUGCCGAGACCCACUACCCCGACAUCUACACCCGCGAGGAGCUGGCGCUCAAGAUCGACCUCACCGAGGCCCGAGUGCAGGUGUGGUUCCAGAACCGCCGAGCCAAAUUCCGCAAGCAGGAGCGUGCGGCCAAUGCCAAGGGUGCCAGCGGCACCGGCAGCGCCGGGAAGAAGUCGGAGCCGCGCUCCUCCUCGGAAGACGACGAGUCCAAGGAAUCCAACUGCAGCCCGACCCCGGACAGCACGGCGUCCCUGCCCGCCGCUGCCAUCGGCAGCCCCGGCGGCAGCCUGAGCCCCAGCCCCGGCGCGGGGGCACCCCUGGGACCCGGCCAUGCCCCCCAGCCCCUCAAGGCGCCCCUCUGGGCAGGGGUGGGGGGCGCCAGCGGUGCCCCCAACACGGCCGAGCUGCUCAAAGCCUGGCAGCCCACCGAGGCUGUGCCGGGACCCUUCUCCGGCGUCCUCUCCUCCUUCCAUCGGAAACCCAACGGCAUCAAGACAAACCUCUUCUGAUCGCCGAGCCAGCGGACCCGGCUGCCCCCCAAACCCCCCUCGGCCCCCCAAACCCUGCACCCUGCGCCCACCGCCCCCACCGCGAAGCUCCAGCGGGCGGGGAGAGGGAGCGGGGAGCGCCCCCGCCACCUCCGCACCCUGCGCGGGUGGGACGGAGCCGGAGCGGGGCAGC
Molecule: messenger RNA, 1035 nt
Organism: Oenanthe melanoleuca
Lineage: Eukaryota; Metazoa; Chordata; Aves; Passeriformes; Muscicapidae
Gene: PHOX2A
Product: paired like homeobox 2A
Exons: 3
Coding region: 39-863 (274 amino acids)
Biological process (GO): regulation of transcription by RNA polymerase II
Molecular function (GO): DNA-binding transcription factor activity, RNA polymerase II-specific; RNA polymerase II transcription regulatory region sequence-specific DNA binding
Source: RefSeq, a predicted model, not a curated record